AUGAAAAUGAAUCAGGAAAAUUUGCCCACAUACGACAACAUAGGCUUUCAGAAUGAGGAAGGGAGACCACCACCAUAUGCCCCACAGCAUGGGUUAUAUCCCUCUAUCCCUCAAGCAACUCCAAGCUACGUUGCCUUCGCCCCUAACCCAAUCAACACCCACCAUUCCACAGCACCUGCCAUACCACAAGAUACAACAGAAAACAAAGAAACAAAGCGGUGUCCAUGGAAUCGCAUCCUUUGUGCAUCCUUAUGUGUUGUUCUUAUCCUGACGGUGCUCGCCCUCCUAUUGUGGUACUUCUUAUCCUACAAGUGUGCACUGGGAAGGCCAUGCAUAUAUAGUGGAAAGUGUCUAUACAAGUCCCAGUGGUGUGAUGGAGUCCAAGACUGUUCCCAUGGAGAGGAUGAGGCCUUUUGCUUUCGCCUUCAUGGGAGCAACUAUAUUUUGGAGGGUUUCUCAUCGCAUAGCCAAUCGUGGAUGCCCGUAUGUGGUGACAAAUGGGAUGACAACUAUGGAAGAACUGUGUGUGAGCAAAUGGGUUAUAAGAGGCAGGAUUAUGUAUCCUUCAGCCAAACAAACACUGGUUCUUCAGCCUCGAAAGGAUUCAUGAAGCUGAUGCCUGGCAGUGACCAUAAGUCGCAAAUACACUCACAGCUAUCUUACAGCCAAACCUGCAAAACGAGUUCUGUUCGGCUUCGUUGUAUGGAUUGUGGAGAGAGUUUUGCACCCUUCAGCAGUCGCAUCGUAGGGGGUACCGAAGCUGUAAAUGGAGCCUGGCCAUGGCAGGUCAGUCUCCAGAUUUCUGGUCGUAGACACUUGUGUGGGGGCUCCAUUAUCAGCCCAUAUUGGAUUCUAUCUGCUGCGCACUGCUUCCAACAGUUCUCCAGACCAUCAAAAUGGACAGUCCAGUCUGGCGACAUAAGCUUAUUUCAAAUGAGAUUUAACAAGGGCAACAAAGUUAGUAAAAUCAUCAGUCAUGAGGAAUACAACCCAGAAACAAACGACAACGACAUAGCUCUUCUGAAGCUGAAAACACCCUUGAUAUUUUCAGAUACAGUCAAGCCAGUUUGCCUGCCAAACUUUGGAAUGGAAUUCUCAGCUGGACAACCAGCUUGGACCACCGGUUGGGGAGCUUUGCGAUCAUCAGGCCCAUCCCCAGAUAUACUCAAUCAAGCAGAAGUGACAAUUUACAGCACACAGGAAUGUAACAAACGUACAAUAUUGAAUGGGGCAGUUACAGAAUCAAUGAUUUGUGCUGGAGAAUUAAACGGAGGUGUAGAUUCAUGUCAGGGUGACAGUGGAGGGCCCUUGGUGGUCAGAAAGGCAGAUGUCUGGUGGCUGGCAGGAGACACUAGUUGGGGGAUUGGUUGUGCUCUGAAGAACAAACCUGGUGUCUACGGCAAUGUCACCCACUUUCUUAACUGGAUAUUUUGGCAGAUGCAGGUACAGUGA
Molecule: messenger RNA, 1452 nt
Organism: Nerophis lumbriciformis (worm pipefish)
Lineage: Eukaryota; Metazoa; Chordata; Actinopteri; Syngnathiformes; Syngnathidae
Source: RefSeq, a predicted model, not a curated record